AUCUUGGACCUUGCAGAUCAAAAACCAUCCACAUCUAGAAAAUCUCAUAAAAGAGAAAAAAAAAGUUCACCUUUUAAGACAACUACUACUCCUUCAUCUGAGGAUGUACGUGGUGAUGAGGUAAAAGAUGGGUUUUCUCCUUCUAAAGUGAAAAAAUGGGCUAUAGAUGAUCUUAAUCGAACCAUAUCAUGGCUGGAGAAUCAAGAUGAAAGGCCAGAGCCCAGUGAGAUGAAGAAAAUAGCUGCUGAGGGAAUUCUAACCUGUUUACAGGACGCCAUAGAUUCUCUUAAGCAAGGGCAGGAUAUUCGCCAAAUAACUGAGCAGUGGGCAUGUGUCCCUCGGGCAGUUGAGGAGCUGGCAACGUUUGAUAGUAGUUCUGUUGGUUCAGCUAAACCACACAAUGAUCUUUGCAGACAAGCUGUGACCUGGAAACAGAUCUAUGAGUUGGAGUACAGAAAUAGAGAAGAUAAUGAACUUUUGAAGAUAAAAGAGCAGAGUACUCGUGUAAGCAGAAAAGCUGGUGACAUUGCCAAAGAUGUUGCAGCAUAUGACAGUGAUGAUACCAUUGAGAUGACGGAAGAGGAAAUUAACCGAGCUUAUAAUGCUGUGGCAUCUACCAUUAUAAAACACUAGGUGAGCGUGAAAUGGGAGGUAGAGUAGACGUAUAUCUGCUUAACCGAAUUUUUCAAUUCCGCUCCUCAUUUUUGGUUGUUUUUGUCUCUUUUAUAUCUUGAGCGAAUGUCAACAUCCAAGAGUAGUCAUCUGUAACCUGUUGUAGAUAGUACAAAAACUCAAUUACUUUAGGAGGGUACCAACUGGCUUAACAAACUCAAUUCUCUUUCUGAGCUCAAGAAUUGUUGCGAGUCCAAGUAUAUGUCUGGAGCGUAGGGAAUCUCAACAUGAAUGCUAUUGUUUCAAACCUUCAUUUU
This is a messenger RNA of Nicotiana tabacum (common tobacco), 929 nucleotides long. NCBI's taxonomy places the organism in Eukaryota, Viridiplantae, Streptophyta, Magnoliopsida, Solanales, Solanaceae. The record is from RefSeq and is a predicted model, not a curated record.